ACUACUGGAGGAUGAGAGUGAACGGUCGCGGUACUUUGCAAAUGAACGCUGCCGGUAAACGGUCCGGUUGAAUGAGGUUGCUUUGCGGGAAUCUUUGAGUGUCUUUUCCACAGCUGAAUCUACAUGUGGCGGCUUUCACAUCACCUCAGCAUUUCACUUUAGAAGGGUACUGGAGAGCAGGAACAAAAUACCUCACUGGGAACAUGGGCCAAUCUGGGACUUCAUCCUAUUUUUCUCUCGCUCUAAAUCUCAGCAUCUUCCUCUUAGUUUUCUCCUAUGAGCUCACGCCAGUCAUUGCAGGCAGCUCCAAAUCGAGCUUAGAUGUAGAUACUUCCAAUGCAAACUCUUCUCAAGAGACAUGUGGUGGUAGUUAUGAAUGCAAAGAGGGGGUGAUCUUGCCAAUUUGGACACCGGUGAACCCGUCCUUUGGGGAUAAGUUGGCCAGAGCCACUGUGUACUUUGUCGGUUUGUUCUACAUGUUCCUAGGAGUAUCCAUCAUUGCAGACCGCUUCAUGGCUUCCAUUGAGGUCAUCACAUCCCAGGAGAAAGAGAUCACCAUUAAGAAGCCCAACGGAGAAACCACAACUACUACAGUUCGUAUUUGGAAUGAAACGGUCUCAAAUCUGACUCUCAUGGCUUUGGGUUCUUCAGCCCCAGAGAUUCUGCUGUCCGUGGUUGAAGUGUGUGGGCACAACUUUGACGCAGGAGAGCUGGGCCCAAACACCAUUGUGGGAAGUGCAGCUUUUAACAUGUUUGUCAUCAUCGGUCUCUGUGUCUCUGUGAUACCCGAAGGAGAGCACCGGAAGGUCAAGCACCUGCGGGUCUUCUUUGUCACCGCCACUUGGAGUAUCUUUGCAUAUACGUGGCUUUACCUGAUUUUGGCAGUGAUUUCCCCAGGUAUCGUGGAGGUCUGGGAGGGACUUCUUACUCUGUUUUUCUUUCCUAUUUGUGUAUUAUUUGCUUGGGUUGCAGACCGUAGACUUCUGUUUUACAAAUACGUGUAUAAACGUUACAGAGUUGGAAAGAAACGUGGGAUAAUUAUAGAGACUGAAGGUGAACCAGAACUCCAGUCAAAGGCUGAUAUCGAAAUGGAUGGCGGGAUGCUUAACUCUCAUGCCGAGGAGUUUUUAGACGGCGCAGUUGAUAAUGAAGAUAAAGACGCGGAUGAGGACGAGGCCAGAAGGGAAAUGGCCAAGAUUUUGAAGGAACUGAAACAGAAGCAUCCGGAAAAGGAGAUGGAGCAGCUUGUUGAGCUUGCCAACUACCACGUCCUCAGCCAGCAACAGAAGAGCCGUGCUUUCUAUCGCUGUCAGGCCACUAGACUUAUGACUGGUGCAGGAAAUAUACUGAAGAAACAUGCUGCAGAUCAAGCCAGAAAAGCACUUGGUAUCCAUGAACUUCGAUCGGAAGUCUCCGAUAAUGAUAUCUCCUCCAAGAUUUUCUUCGACCCUGGGACAUAUCAGUGUUUGGAGAACUGUGGAACUGUGGCUUUGAACGUGGUUCGACGCGGCGGCGACUUAACCAGCACUGUGUCAGUGGAGUACAGAACUGAGGAUGGCACUGCCAAUGCAGGUUCUGAUUACCAGUUCACUGAGGGUGUCAUAAUCUUCAAACCAGGUGAGACCGAAAAGGAGAUUAGAGUGGACAUUAUCGACGAUGAUAUAUUUGAAGAAGAUGAACACUUCCUGGUUCAUCUCAGCAAUGUCAAGGUCAUAUCUGAAGGAGCCAACAAUGGAAACCCAGGUACCAAUCAUGUGGACGCUUUAGCUGGUCUUGGCCUUCCUUCAACAGCUACCGUGACUAUCUUUGAUGAUGACCAUGCUGGCAUCUUCUUAUUUGAGGAACCAAUUGUUCAUAUCAGUGAAAGCAUUGGCAUGAUGGAGGUGAAGGUGGUACGUACAUCUGGAGCCCGUGGAGUAGUGGUAAUCCCCUAUAAAACCAUCGAAGGCACAGCCAAAGGUGGAGGAGAGGACUUUGAAGACACCCAUGGAGUCUUGGAGUUCCAGAAUGAUGAGAUUUCCAAGACUAUUCAGAUCAAUAUAAUCGAUGACGAGGAGUAUGAAAAGAAUAAGAACUUCUUCCUGGAGAUUGGAGAGCCACAAUUGGUGGAAAUGAGUGAAAGAAAAGCUAUGUUGCUGCAUGAAUGUGGUGGAUUCGUGAAGACAGAUAAGCAACUUUAUGGCAGGGAUGUGUACCGGAAAGUGCAGGGUAGAGACAAACCAAUCCCCUCCACCAUUAUCAGCAUCUCAGAGGACGGGGAGGAAGAGACCCUGACUAAAAAAGAGAAAGAUGAGAGGCGUAUUGCUGAAAUGGGUCGUCCGACCCUGGGUGAACACGUGAAACUUGAAGUAAUCAUUGAAGAGUCUUAUGAAUUCAAGAGCACCGUCGACAAACUCAUAAAGAAAACCAACUUGGCCCUUCUGGUGGGUACCAACAGUUGGAGAGACCAGUUUGUUGAAGCCAUCACUGUCAACUCAGGGGACGAUGAUGAUGAAGAGUGUGGCCAAGAAAAGAUGCCGUCCUGCUUUGACUACGUCAUGCACUUCCUCACGGUAUUCUGGAAGGUUCUGUUUGCAUUUGUGCCCCCUACUGACUACUGGAACGGCUGGGCUUGUUUCAUCGUGUCCAUCAUGAUGAUUGGCGUCCUCACCGCCUUCAUCGGGGAUAUAGCUUCUCAUUUCGGGUGCACUAUUGGCCUGAAAGACUCUGUGACUGCAGUCGUGUUUGUGGCACUGGGAACGUCUGUGCCAGACACAUUUGCCAGUAAAGUGGCAGCGAUCCAGGAUCAGUACGCGGACGCCUCCAUCGGCAACGUGACAGGCAGCAAUGCAGUGAACGUGUUUUUGGGCAUCGGAGUGGCCUGGUCUAUUGCUGCCAUCUUCCACCAGUCUCAGGGGCGGCAGUUUCGCGUGGACCCCGGGACGCUGGCCUUCUCUGUCACACUCUUCACCAUCUUUGCCUUCGUCUGCAUCGCCGUCCUCAUGUACCGCCGCAGGCCUGAGAUCGGCGGAGAACUGGGCGGCCCGCGCCAUCCCAAAAUAAUUACCACUACACUGUUUUUCAGUCUCUGGUUGAUGUACAUCAUACUGUCCUCAAUGGAGGCUUAUUGCAUCAUCAAGGGUUUCUAAAAUGAUGCCACAGAUGCGGGACGGUGUCUUUAAGACUCUUGUGAACAGGUGGAAAAGGUUCAGAAGAGGAGCUCAGAGCAGCCGUGGAGGACUGCCUGCUGUUUCUUGAACAUCCACUGUAUGUUUUAUGUGUGUGAAUGCCCAGCUAACAAGGAUUAUUCUCUGAACGUUCUGGCGAGGUUCUCUUUAAGUUAUUAGUGAAUGAACCAUUUUUUUCAUUAUUUCCUCUAAUUAUUAGUUGUAGUUUAGCUGGAUUGAGGCAAAAAAAUGUACAGAGUGAUUCAACAUAGGCUAAUUCUGAAAACGUAGCCCUAUAUACAUUUUUGGAGAUUGCAAUUUAUGUAGCCAGAGCUAUGUAUGGCUGCAAUUUAUCUUUAAAAUGAAUGCUGUGGGGCGGUAUGACACCGUUCCUUUGUACGCUUACCAGCUGACUGCUUACCUCCAAGUGGAUGACUUUUCUGCUGUUACCAGUUUGUCCGGUAGCUCGACAUGUAUGUUGGCGGACUUGAGAUGCAGUGAGGAGUUGACCACAACAACAGGGUUCGAGUCCGAUAAAGAAUAGUUUCAGAAAUUGGGUAAGACAAAAACAGAAGCUAAAAAAAUAAAAUGAACCAGUAAAUAACAGGGUGAGAAUGUAGUAAAAUCUGAAAAUGUGGUAAAAAUCAGGGAAAUCAGAUGUUUCUGGAUUCCUUUUUAAAACUGACGUUGGGUUUAGGGAAGGGGAUAGGCGGGUCAAUCUGUGAUUUUUUUAAAACACUUGUGGUUGGAUUAGGAAAGGGGGAGAGUGGGGAAUCGGUCGGUUGGUCAGUUAGUAAACUAGUCAGUUGACAGCAGCCUCUGGUGGGUUUACACGAGGACGGCUGGCACAAAUGGCGCCCGCGAGAGAGAAAUUUGAGAUCUAAAAAAGCAAACACAAAACAAAAACUGCAAAGAAAUGUAGAUCCUGAAUCGUAUUUUGCUCUCUCCGGAAAUGUAUAUAGGAAUACAGAAUCAUAAUGAACCUGGGCUAGAGUAAUUAGCCCUUCAGUCUACUGACCCCUAAUAAAUUAUAUAAAUAAAAAAAAUGUGAUAAAUUAAAUAAAGUUUUUGCUAUUUAGUUUUACUUUCACUUUAUUCAAAACAACUGGUCUUUAAUAGUGUGCCCAAACAUUAACACAAAAUAUUAUUAUUUAUCAGAUUAAAAUAAUUUUUAAUAUAAUUUUUUGGAUUUUCUCUAAUGUUUUUAUGUAUUACCUGUUCAGAGAAAAUCCAAAAGUAAGAUUCGUCAUAUGCUUGCACAAUGGAAUACACAUAUUGAUUUUCACAUAUCAGGAAGAAAAAUAAAACUACUCAAACUAAAACACUUAAGAAUAAUAUUUUUAUAAUGAAAUGGGAAUGUUUGCAAAAUGUUCUAAGAGUGUAUUUCUGUUAGCUGGGCUCACGUGUGUUUCUGCUGUUGAAAUGAAUCUAGUUUUCAAUGAAGAAAGAAAAAUUGUCUAGAGGUUUUUCAAAUUUGACAGUAUUUUAGUAAGAAAUGGAAAUGUUCAUUUUGCUGGACUGAUUAAAGGGAUAGUAUUUUAUUACCAUUUACUUACACUCAAGUAGUUGUAAACAUUUACCAAUUUUGUUCUUUUGUUGAACACAAAACCGGUCCUGAAGAAUGUUGGACAAUGCAUUGUACUUAGGAAGUUACAAAAAAUACUAUCUAUGGAAGUCAGUGGUUGAAAUUUGUUUGUGUUCAACAGAAAAAAACUUAAACAAGUUUUGUACAAGUGGAGGGGACGUAAAUGACAGAAUUUACUAUCCCUUUAAGCUGUAGACUGAGUAUACCAUGACAGAAAUGAUCGUAAAAUUAUUACAUUCACACUGAUCCCUGAAAAUGACCAAAAAUGUGUUGUAUUGUUCUGCAUGCCAGGCCAGUAGGUGGUGAUGUCAUUUUGUAAGGUACCACUACACACCAGCGCACGUGAUGUCACUGUUUUGUAGUUUAAAAAGGGACAAAGGUAUUCAACAGCAUUGCAACUAAUGGUAGACUGUGUUCAUGUCGUCCUGGGACAUUACAACUUAUAAGUUCACAAGUCAUAAUAACAACAUCUGCUGUGUUCAAGUCACUUUCAAUGGCACACAAUAGAGUUGUACCUACAUUUGAUAAAUUGCUAAUAGAGUUUGUUGCCUUUGCUUACAGAAAAUGAAGACCAAAUAAUUUGCAUCAAUUGUGUUUAGUCACUUACAGUCCACAAAAGUUGACUUUCCACUUAUAUGAAUUCUGCCUUCUCAUCUACAUGUACUGUAGUAAGCAAGGAUUUGCUUGAUUGAGCACCUGCCUGUAAGAAUCGUGGAUGUGCGCACAAUUCUGUUUCUUAAGAGCUAAUCUACACUUGGUAGUGAGAUAAUGGUCAUCAGAAGAUCAGAAGGCCUAAAGAAAAUUUUUAAUUUCCACACUCAUCACGACUUUGUAGUGCCAUCCAUAUGCAUAACUCAUAAAAACAAUUUUCCAGACAUGACUUGAACACACCAUAAUUUCGUCAUUCGUUAGCAUGACAGCAGCAUUUUAGCAGCCUGAAAACACAUUUUUGAAAAUGCUUUAUGACAUCAUAUGCAUAUGUAGUAGCCUAUUAAGUGUUCAGUUUAGUCAAUAUGUGCACAGGUGCCUAUUGUUACUUGACAAAGUGGCAUCGCUCCCUACUGGUAUAUAUUGCAAAAUACAGCAUGUAAUGUUUUUCGCGGGUCAUAAUCUUUAAAUACAAAAACGAGUGACCUUUGGAUCCAAUAUCGAAAUGCUUUAAAGAUCACCGUCAUUUUAAAUCUCAGAGAUACUUGAACCAUUUUGCAGAAGAGCAAGACGAAACAAACUGCAAAUAUGUGGCUAAAAAGAGAAAAGGUUGCAUUUUAAAUACUAAACGGGUGUUUAAAGCAACGAACGGCAUCAAAAGACUUUAUUUUGUAAGAUUUUAAAGCAUUAGCGUGUGGAUUUGUGACUAUUAUAAGUUUUGGCUUCAGUUUUUGAGUUUUAUUUUCCCAAGUAAUCUAAAAAAAUCCACCUUCCAGGUUUUGUGACACCGACUCAGAAAGAACGGCUCUCUCUACAGGAGCCCUUUGAGGACAUUUCAGAAUAAUCUCAUUAUAUUACAUGUAUUGCACUGUGUUUUCUGUCUCCGAAUCUACGUUUUGUCAUAUCAUGGACUCAAAGAAGUGUGCAGGUACCAGUAGUUUUAGUACACAACCAAUUCCUACAGUAUGUCUGCCCGCAUUUAGAUGAAAUGAGAACAUUCGAGAUUUGUUUUUAUUUUAAUACUGUAGCUACGAGGAGUGCAUGUUCUCUGGUUUUUUAUUUAUUUUUUGCGACUGCUCCCUUUAUGAAUAUAAACAAAGACUAUUUUCAAGGAUCUCCCAAAACAAGUCAAAUCAACACAGUCAACAUUGAUACUGAAUAUGGUUUUUGUGUGUUCAGUCCUCAGAAACAAUUUCAGGACUAUUUUCAUCCCGUUUGAGGACACGAGCACACUGGUGAGAAGUUUUUUCCUAUUUCUUUUUUUCAGUUUUUUUGUUUUCAGGUAGUAUAAUUGGCUUAGCUUCUGUCCUUCAGAACGAGGCAGAUGAACAAACAUCCUCUUAGUCCAUAUUGUCCGGAUAUGAAGUAGUUUUCCCUCGCGUGUGCGAGUGCUCAGAUCCUGUAAGUUUUAUUUUGAGUGUCAUCUGUAUAAUACAGUCUUUCUUUGGAAUUGUCUGUGUUUCAACAAUCUCUCUCUCUCUCUCUCUCUCUCUCUCUCUCUCUCUCUCUCUCUCUCUCUCUCUCUCUCUCUCUCUCUCUCUCUCUCUCUCUGUGUGUGUGUGUGUGUGUGUGUGUGUGUUGAAUAGCAACAUUUUCAGUUUAGGUUUAGUUGUUUAUUGAUGAUAAAAUGGCGCCCUCGUGUGUCGGAGUAAUGUAAAGUCCUCGUUUUCAAUGAUUUAAACAAACCAGCAUAUUCA
Danio rerio (zebrafish) is the source of this 7076-nucleotide messenger RNA. NCBI's taxonomy places the organism in Eukaryota, Metazoa, Chordata, Actinopteri, Cypriniformes, Danionidae. The record is from RefSeq and is a predicted model, not a curated record.